AUGAAACCCUACCCGGCUUUGAGCUUCCUCACUCUCACUCGGUCACUCACUCCCUCGGUCCCUCCCAGGCUCCCACUCAACACAGAGCUUCAGCUUCUCCAGUCUCCACUCUCCACCCUCUCCACCCAUAGUCACUCUCACUCACACCCGCAGUCACCGUCCUCACCCUUCACGAUCGCACUUCCGUCGACCUCACCCCUCAAGCUCGCACUUCGGAGUUCCGUCCUCACCCCUCACGCUCGCAGAGUCGCAGUCACCGUCGCUCUUCGGUCCUCCUGGGUUCUAGCCACCGCUGCUGCUCCGUAUAGCCGUCGUCGCUGCUGGUCUCGGUCCUGGGCUCCUGGGUCCUGUCCUCUCGCUCUCUGGCCUCUGGGUAUGCUCGUCGGUCCUCUCGCUCUCUGGGUCUCCUUGUCUGUCUUCAUCGCCGCUGCUCCUCGCCUCCUGGUCCUCUGCUCAUCACCACUGUCAUAUCAGAUUUCUGAUUGAAUUACGGUUGGACCGAUUGGACAAAUAAAUCAGUGAAUCAGUGACUAGAGCGGUUCGAUGACUGGUUCGGUUUUCAGAAUCUUGGGUAAUUUAGAAAACUAUAAAAUCGGAUCGAGAGUCCACUUUAUUCUGAGGUUGGUGUCACUGAAUUGAAAUUAUUUUCAGUUAAAAAAGUUUUUCAUCAUGUUAACUAAUUAAAAAAAAUAAACAAUAAAAAAUAUCUCGAUUAGACUCUCAAUUGAUUCAAACAUAAAUCUUCAACCUCCUUUAUGUAUAGAGUGCAUUCUUUAAAUAGGAUAUUUAAAACUUUAUUAAUAAUAUUUAGUAAGGUCGUGACAUCAGACAAUAGCUGUUCUUUUUUAUUUUUGUCUAGCUCUUUAAUCUCAGUUAGAAUCUCACGUAUCUGUCCAUUAUAUAUUUGAACCUUGAUACCAUCUUUCAAAUUUAAAUUUCCGUGGUAUUCACCCUUUAAACGUAGCAUUUUUAGACUUUUACAGAUAGGUUUAAAGAUUGAUAUAAAAUCUUCUUUUAUGUUCUCCCACAAAUCUCCACCCGUCCAUUCAGUUUUUAAAUUUUUUUUGUCUUUAGCCAAGAAUCCAAUCCGAAUCAUAAUAUUCUGAAAUUAUUCUUUUUCGUGAUAAAUUUAAAAAAUGUAUUCUCAAAAAUAGAUUUUCAUCGAAAAUAUUUCAUUUGACUUGUUUUGUGUAUCGACGCUCUAGUUCAUCAGUCUUAUGGUCUUUAGAAAAUUAAUUAACUAUCACCCUAUGUGGAAGAGGGGAAGACAAAUCUGAAAAUCUACUGUUACCAUACCCGUGCAUGUAAUCGUAAUAAAACUGGCUUUUUUUCAAAUAUUUUAGACAUGACACUUUUUUUUACUAAGUUAAAAAACAUCUAAAGAAAAUUACAAACAUUAAGACUCAAGCAAUUUAUUAUUUGUAAUUUAACUACUUAGUAAACAAGCAUUUAUUAGCUUAGAGAAUAACUCAGUUUUUGAUUGCCGAAGGAGUGAUGACUAGUAGCAAAAAAUAUACCACAAUUUAUUAUUUGUAAUUUAACUACUUAGUAAACAAGCAUCUAUUAGCUUAGAGAAUAACUCAGUUUUUGAUUGCCGAAGGAGUGAUGACUAGUAGCAAAAAAUAUACCACAUAAUUAUGGCCUAAAAAAUAGAUAUAUAUUACACGUGCAGUUUUUGCAUAUACAUGUAAUUUU
Molecule: messenger RNA, 1695 nt
Organism: Arachis stenosperma
Lineage: Eukaryota; Viridiplantae; Streptophyta; Magnoliopsida; Fabales; Fabaceae
Exons: 2
Coding region: 1-486 (161 amino acids)
Source: RefSeq, a predicted model, not a curated record